AUGGAUCAGGAACGUCUUUUCACGCCUUUGAAGAUUGGCAACUUCGAGAUCAACCAUCGCAUUAUCAUGCCAACCAUGAGUCGGCGACGUGCAUCGGAUGACCAUACUCCCGUUGAGAUUAUGAAAGAAUAUUUCAGCCAAAGGGCCGCCGUUCCUGGAACUUUAAUCUUUUCUGAUACCAACAUACCCGCUCCUUGGCUUGGUGGAAUCGCUCAUUUGCCCGGGCUUUGGAACGAUUCUCAGGUCAAAGCUUGGAAGGAGAUAACUGAAGAAGUCCAUAAAAAAGGAUGUUUCAUGUUCGCGCAGUUGAUGGCAAUGGGCCGAGGUGUGGAGCCAGAAACUGUUGAAAAAGAGGAGAUCGUUGUGAAAGCACCUAGUCCUAUCGGCUUGAGUGAAGCUGUUAUGCCAGGUGCGCCGGUGCCUGAAGAAUUGACACUCGAAGAAAUUCAAUUUGCCAUCAAGGAUUAUGUCACUGCAGCUGAAAAUGCUAUCAAAGCCGGUUUUGAUGGAAUUGAAAUUGCCGCUGAUAACGGAUUUCUUGUGGACCAGUUUAUCCAAGAUGUGAGCAAUCAGCGCAAGGAUAGAUACGGCGGCAGCAUUGAAAAUCGAUCACGCUUUGCAGUAGAGCUUACUAAAGCCAUCUGUGAUGCUAUUGGUCCAGAACGUGUCGGCUUCCGUAUCAGUCCCUUCAGCAGCUUCUUCGACAUGGGAAUGAAAGACCCUGUACCUCAAUUUUCAGAUUUGAUCUCCAGGCUCCAGGAUCUUGGCAUUGCCUUCAUUCACGCAAUUGAACCGCGGAUUAAAGGCGACACUGUUGUUAGUCCUGACUCUCCGAAUGCCUCAUUGAAUUUCAUCUAUGAAAUCUGGAACGGGCCUAUUCUGGUCGCUGGAGGCUAUUCGCCAGAUUCGGCCCGAAAUCAUGUUAAAUUGCACAAGAAAAAAAACAUCGCUAUCAGUUUCGGUCGCCAUUUCCUCGCAAAUCCGGACCUCAUCUUUCGAAUCAAGAUCGGCCUCGAGUUGAAUCCUUAUCAUCGCCCGACCUUUUAUGCUCAAACAAAAGAAGGCUACAUCGACUAUCCAUUCAGCAAAGAAUACUUAGCGACUCAAGACAAUGGUGUUAAAUGA
Messenger RNA from Penicillium lagena, 1125 nucleotides. Its product is annotated as alkene reductase. The transcript has a single exon. NCBI's taxonomy places the organism in Eukaryota, Fungi, Ascomycota, Eurotiomycetes, Eurotiales, Aspergillaceae. Gene Ontology annotation, molecular function: FMN binding; NADPH dehydrogenase activity. Bases 1 to 1125 code for a protein of 374 amino acids. The record is from RefSeq and is a predicted model, not a curated record.